Molecule: messenger RNA, 1494 nt
Organism: Olea europaea var. sylvestris
Lineage: Eukaryota; Viridiplantae; Streptophyta; Magnoliopsida; Lamiales; Oleaceae
Product: syntaxin-22-like
Exons: 7
Coding region: 328-1149 (273 amino acids)
Biological process (GO): vesicle fusion; intracellular protein transport; vesicle-mediated transport
Cellular component (GO): SNARE complex; endomembrane system; membrane
Molecular function (GO): SNARE binding; SNAP receptor activity
Source: RefSeq, a predicted model, not a curated record
GAUUCUCUCCCCAUUAAAAGAGGAAAACAAAACUCAAAUUUCUAUUGUCAUCCUCAAUUCCAUUCCAAUUCCCAUUUCACCCAUCAAUCCCCUCCUUAAUUUCCGUUCAAUUUCCCCUCCCCAGCAACGACAAUUAUACUCCUGUUCACCUAAUUUUGAGUUUUUACAGCUGGAAUCCCAAUUCCCCUCCAGAAUUUCUCAAACUUAUUUUUCUAGGGUUUGUUUCUUGGUUUCAAAUAAUCUGUUAUUGAAAAACGUCCAGAAUUCUGCUGGGAUUGCAUCGAGAAUAGUUUCGAUUUUUGGGUUUGAGAAAAUAUUUAAUUAGAGAUGAGUUUUCAAGAUCUAGAAUCUGGUCGGGGAUUGGGGUCCCGUAGGGAUUACAUAAAUGGGAAGCAAGAUCCGACCCAAGCCGUGGCUUCGGGAAUUUUCCAGAUCAAUACUGCCGUAUCCACCUUCCAGCGCCUCGUCAAUACACUUGGUACCCCUAAGGAUACACCUGAGCUCCGUGAAAAGCUGCAUAAAACUAGGCUACAUAUUGGACAAUUGGUGAAGGAUACUUCAGCUAAACUUAAGCAAGCUAGUGAAACAGAUCAUCAUGUUGAAGUCAGUGCAAGCAAGAAAAUAACAGAUGCUAAACUCGCAAAAGAUUUUCAAGCAGUAUUAAAGGAGUUUCAGAAGGCGCAGCGGCUUGCAGCUGAGAGGGAGACGGCAUAUACUCCUUUUGUUCCCCAGGCAGUUCUUCCUUCGAGCUAUGUAGCUAAUGAGAUAGAUGUAAGUGCGGAUAAGAGUCCAGAACAGCGAGCUCUUCUCGUGGAAUCUAGAAGACAGGAGGUUUUACUCUUGGACAAUGAGAUUUCCUUCAAUGAGGCGAUUAUAGAGGAAAGAGAGCAGGGUAUAAAUGAGAUACAGCAACAAAUUGGUGAAGUGAAUGAGAUUUUCAAAGAUCUUGCUGUGCUAGUUCAUGAGCAAGGAGCUAUGAUUGAUGAUAUUGGUUCCAACAUUGAGAAUGCUAAUGCUGCAACUGCACAGGGGAAAUCCCAACUUGUCAAAGCUUCUAAGACCCAAAGAUCUAACUCGUCCUUGACUUGCUUACUCCUGGUGAUAUUUGGCAUAGUGCUUCUCAUAGUGAUUAUAGUACUUGCAGCCUAGUCAGUGGAGCUCUUAAAUGCAGUCAACCAGAGUCGAGGAGAUGGUUUAAGAAAUCUUUUUUUUUCUGUUGAUCUUUGUGGUUUCAAGUCGUUUUACAGUAUAUCUCUUUCUUUUAAAGUGUGUUGCUUCUUUAAACAAGGGGCUUCGUGACAAAAUCUAUAUGGUUCCACUAUAAUUUAAUCUGAAUUAUAUGCAGCGUGGGAGAUUGUGUGUUCUAUUUGUAUAUUGGUGUUCCAAUUUCUGGAUCGUUGAUUGCCAUGUCAUGCAUGGGAAGUGUCAAUAAAGUUGGAUUAUGGUUUGGAUCACCUUCUUUGUAUUUUGCAAUGAAAUUUCAGUCUUCAUGAA